Messenger RNA from Mus musculus (house mouse), 923 nucleotides. It is a transcript of the gene Bax, whose product is annotated as BCL2-associated X protein. Gene Ontology annotation, molecular function: BH3 domain binding; protein homodimerization activity; lipid binding. Gene Ontology annotation, biological process: mitochondrial fragmentation involved in apoptotic process; positive regulation of protein-containing complex assembly; B cell receptor apoptotic signaling pathway. The transcript has 7 exons. The record is from RefSeq and is a predicted model, not a curated record. Bases 134 to 799 code for a protein of 221 amino acids. NCBI's taxonomy places the organism in Eukaryota, Metazoa, Chordata, Mammalia, Rodentia, Muridae. Gene Ontology annotation, cellular component: BAK complex; mitochondrial outer membrane; BAX complex.
UCACGUGACUAGUCCUGCGGGGCGGAGGCCAUGUUGCGGGGCACCCACGUGAGGGCCGCACGUCCACGAUCAGUCACGUGACCGUGGUGCGCCGCAGCCGCCGGGGCGCACCCGGCGAGAGGCAGCGGCAGUGAUGGACGGGUCCGGGGAGCAGCUUGGGAGCGGCGGGCCCACCAGCUCUGAACAGAUCAUGAAGACAGGGGCCUUUUUGCUACAGGGUUUCAUCCAGGAUCGAGCAGGGAGGAUGGCUGGGGAGACACCUGAGCUGACCUUGGAGCAGCCGCCCCAGGAUGCGUCCACCAAGAAGCUGAGCGAGUGUCUCCGGCGAAUUGGAGAUGAACUGGACAGCAAUAUGGAGCUGCAGAGGAUGAUUGCUGACGUGGACACGGACUCCCCCCGAGAGGUCUUCUUCCGGGUGGCAGCUGACAUGUUUGCUGAUGGCAACUUCAACUGGGGCCGCGUGGUUGCCCUCUUCUACUUUGCUAGCAAACUGGUGCUCAAGGCCCUGUGCACUAAAGUGCCCGAGCUGAUCAGAACCAUCAUGGGCUGGACACUGGACUUCCUCCGUGAGCGGCUGCUUGUCUGGAUCCAAGACCAGGGUGGCUGGGUGAGACCCCUCAGUGAGGAUCUCAAUAAACUUCACAGGUUGGCAUUAGGAAGGCCUCCUCUCCUACUUCGGGACCCCCACAUGGCAGACAGUGACCAUCUUUGUGGCUGGAGUCCUCACCGCCUCGCUCACCAUCUGGAAGAAGAUGGGCUGAGGCCUCCCACUGCCUUGGACUGUGUCUUUUCUUCAUAAAUUAUGACAUUUUCCUGGGAUGAAUGGGGGAAGGGGAAAGGCAUUUUUCUUACUUUUGUAAUUAUUGGGAGGGGUGGGAAUGGUGGCCUGGGGAGGCGCCAAUAAACCUCAGGUCCACUUUGGA